Messenger RNA from Emys orbicularis (European pond turtle), 489 nucleotides. Its product is annotated as dromaiocalcin-1-like. The transcript is spliced from 5 exons. The coding region runs from base 1 to 489 and encodes 162 amino acids. The record is from RefSeq and is a predicted model, not a curated record. Lineage: Eukaryota; Metazoa; Chordata; Testudines; Emydidae. Gene Ontology annotation, molecular function: signaling receptor activity.
AUGGGGCCAGUCGCCUACUUCAGCCUCUGCCUCCUCGGCUGCCUGAUCUUUAACCCCUCGCUGGAAGGGGCACAGGCUAGGCCCUGUCCCAGGGGCUGGUUCUCCUUCCAAGACGACUGCUAUGGAUACUUCCCCGAAAAGCUGAGCUGGGAGAGGGCUAAGGCUCGGUGUCAGAGCUUCGGCAACGGGGCCCAUCUCGCCGCCAUUCACAGCGAGGAGGAGCACGAUGCAGUCGCUGGUUUCAUCGCCCGCUCUCAGCGCCAUGACGACGACGAUGUCUGGAUCGGACUCCACAUCCCUGUCCAGAGACAAAGCUGGUCCUGGGUUGAUGGCUCCACAGUGGACUACAGUGCUUGGGAGAAGCAGAAAAGCUACUAUUCCCUGAAGGGGGAGCACUGUGCGGUGCUGGAGGAAGACACAGGUUUCAUGACUUGGGACAACGACUCCUGUAACGAUAGAAACCCGUUUGUCUGCAAGUACGGGCCUUAG